AUGGCUUCCUACCUACUCAAGUGCGCCGAAAUAUAUUUUGAACUACUUCCUAUAGAUGUAAGGAAACUAGCUUACCAUUGCCGUGUGCAGCUUAAUGCUAAAAACAUUCCUCCUCCUUGGCAUCAAAAUAACAUGGCUGGUACUGACUGGUUCCAAAAUUUUAUGCCCAGAAAUCCACAGUUAUCUUUAAGGAUACCAGAAGCGACGUCUUUAAGUCGAGCGACGUCGUUCAAUAAGACUAACGUUAAUUCAUUCUUUCCAAUAUAUCAACGACUUCUCCAAAAAUAUCAGUUUAAUGCUUCUCGGAUAUGGAACAUUGAUGAAACAGGGGUCACAGUGGUUCAAAACUCUAAUAAAAUAGUAGCUGCUCGUGGCCAAAAGCAAAUGGGAGCUAUCACAUCGGCUGAGAGGGGAACUCUUGUAACACUUACUAGUGGCUCUAACGAUGCAGGUAAUUUUAUCCCACCGACGUUCAUUGUUCCCAGGCUCAAAUAUUCUGAAAUGUUUAUUCGUGCUGGACCUCCAGAUUGCAUUGGAGCUGGUAAUUGCUCUCGAUGGAUGACCAAAAAAGAAUUUAUAAUUUUUGUGGAUCAUUUUAUCAAACACACAAAACCCAUCAAGGAAGAGCCAGUUCUGUUGCUACUUGAUAACCAUAGCUCACACGUGAAUAUUGGAGUUGUUGAAAAAGCCAAAGAAAAUAAUGUCAUCAUGUUAUCGUUUCCCCCACACUGCUCCCACAAUUUGCAACCUUUAGACGUAGGAGUGUACGGUCCUUUUAAAAAUUACAUAAAUACGGCACAGACAGCAUGGAUGCACAACAAUCCGGGGGAAACGAUGACAAUAUAUGACAUCCCAGGUAUUGUGAAUGAGUCGUUACCGCUUGCCUUAAACCUUGCUAAUAUUAUGAGUGGAUUUAAAGCUUCUGGUGUAUGGCCUUUGAAUGCUGAUAUUUUCCAAGACUCCAACUUUGUGCCAUCUUAUGUUACUGAUCGUCCAGAUCCUACACAAGAGCCAGAUUUCGUAAAUGUCACAGAAAAUUUAUCAUUGAAUCUUGAAAAUCCAGAAUUAUUAGAUUCUGCCCCUGAAUUAGAUAUCAGCACCACGGAAAUUAUAAGCCAAAUCGAAACUGCAAACGAACCAACUCCGAGUUGCUCCAGUCAACAAAAAGCUUUUUCGCCAUGGAAGAUUGGACCUCUACCAAAGGCGCCACCAAGAAAAACUAAUACAAAUAGCAGACGCAAAAGAAAAUCUACAGUAUUGACAAAAGGAUUAUGA
Schistocerca gregaria is the source of this 1275-nucleotide messenger RNA. RefSeq lists its product as uncharacterized. NCBI's taxonomy places the organism in Eukaryota, Metazoa, Arthropoda, Insecta, Orthoptera, Acrididae. The record is from RefSeq and is a predicted model, not a curated record. The transcript has a single exon. The coding region runs from base 1 to 1275 and encodes 424 amino acids. Gene Ontology annotation, cellular component: nucleus. Gene Ontology annotation, molecular function: DNA binding.